GAGCUCACACUCCCGGGAAGCGGCCGCGGCGGAGCCGGGGUCCGCAGCGGCUGCGCAUCGCGCGCCUCCCGCCGGGCGCUCGGGGGCUGCGAGGUGGGCUGAGCGGUCCCCCGGGAGGGAGGAGGCCGGCCGGAGGGGGCGCGGAGAGGAACUGCAAAUGACAGAGCAGAGGGACGGCUGGCCCAGCCAAUCCUGGAGCUGCUGCAGCACUUAUUCCCCAAACAAACACGUUCUGGUGCAAGGACAGAGAGGAGGGGGCUGCUGGCUCACGCGCCACCCCCCCCGCCCCCGGGGACCACAGCCCCCUUGCUGCUCCCGUGUGGGAAGGACAGCCCGGCACCUUGGGCCACACAGACGGAGGCUGCCCUGGGCCAGGGUGAGUGAUGAUGGUGCUGCAGCCCCUCCCUGCUGCCCAGCGUGGGAAGAAGAAUGCAGAGCCAGCAGGGACUGGGUUCCUACCACGUUCGGUAAGGUUCUGGGAGCUGGGAAGACAGGACUGGCCCUUGACCUUGGAGAAAUUGCAGUGGAUAGGAGGAAGCGCCCGCCCAGACUGCUGGACCUGUUUCUGCUAAUGAACACACACGUCUUCUAUCAAACCACACCCCUUUUUGAAGUUCAGAUUACUGAGAGGCCCCAAGUUGUGCCUGCUAUAGCCACGAGCCAUGGGUCUUUAAUUAGCCUCCACCAGCAAGACUGUUUGUUCUGGUUCCUUCCCAGUCAUCACUCUAGAGGAGUAAGAGCACUGCACAGAGCGUCAGGAGGCUUCUGCCAGCUACGUGGUCUCGGGUUUCUGGUGCCGGGCAGGCGUUUUGACCGAGCUGCGCAGAUUUCUCUGAUGCUUUGUGGGAAGGAGUAGCAGAAAUGGAGGCCUGCUCUCUAGGGUAGACCCCUGUCUCCAAAGUGGGUGGGCGCCCUCCAGAGGGAGUGUGGCCCUUGUCCAUCUUGGGAAUGUGGAAAUGCGGGAAGAGCAGGUUUUCCCAGUCACCAAGCAGUUGGCAGGCUACAGCCCAUAGGUCAGAUGCCUGCUUUUGUAAAUAAAGUUUUAUUGGAACCCA
Herpailurus yagouaroundi (jaguarundi) is the source of this 1055-nucleotide messenger RNA. RefSeq lists its product as uncharacterized. Lineage: Eukaryota; Metazoa; Chordata; Mammalia; Carnivora; Felidae. The record is from RefSeq and is a predicted model, not a curated record. The transcript is spliced from 7 exons. Bases 158 to 856 code for a protein of 232 amino acids.